AUGGCUGAGCAGCUGGUUCUUCGCGGCACCCUUGAGGGCCACAAUGGCUGGGUUACUUCCCUCGCCACCUCCCUGGAGAACCCCAACAUGCUGCUGUCCGCAUCCCGCGACAAGACCCUGAUCAUCUGGAACCUUACCCGUGAUGAGCAGGCCUACGGUUACCCCAAGCGCAGCCUCGAGGGUCACUCGCACAUCGUCUCUGACUGUGUGAUCUCCUCCGAUGGUGCCUACGCUCUGUCCGCCUCGUGGGAUAAGUCUCUCCGUCUCUGGGAGCUCUCCACCGGUAACACCACCCGCACUUUCGUCGGCCACACCAACGAUGUUCUGUCCGUCUCGUUCUCGGCCGACAACCGUCAGAUCGUCUCCGGUUCCCGUGACCGCUCCAUCAAGUUGUGGAACACCCUCGGUGACUGCAAGUUCACCAUCACCGACAAGGGCCACACCGAGUGGGUUUCCUGCGUUCGCUUCAGCCCCAACCCCCAGAACCCCGUCAUUGUCUCCGCUGGCUGGGACAAGCUCGUCAAGGUUUGGGAGCUCGCUUCCUGCCGUCUCCAGACCGACCACAUCGGUCACACCGGAUACAUCAACACCGUCACCAUCUCCCCCGACGGAUCCCUCUGCGCCUCCGGUGGCAAGGACGGUACCACCAUGCUCUGGGACCUUAACGAGUCCAAGCACCUCUACUCCCUCUCCGCUGGCGAUGAGAUCCACGCUCUCGUCUUCUCCCCCAACCGCUACUGGCUCUGCGCUGCCACCAGCAGCUCCAUCACCAUCUUCGACCUCGAGAAGAAGAGCAAGGUUGAUGAGCUCAAGCCUGAGUUCGUUGAGAAGGGCAAGAAGAGCCGUGACCCCGAGUGCAUCAGUUUGGCCUGGUCCGCUGAUGGCCAGACCCUGUUCGCCGGUUACACCGACAACAAGAUCCGUGCCUGGGGUGUCAUGUCGCGCGCUUAG
Molecule: messenger RNA, 951 nt
Organism: Penicillium griseofulvum
Lineage: Eukaryota; Fungi; Ascomycota; Eurotiomycetes; Eurotiales; Aspergillaceae
Gene: cpcB
Product: 40S ribosomal protein RACK1
Exons: 4
Coding region: 1-951 (316 amino acids)
Biological process (GO): rescue of stalled cytosolic ribosome; positive regulation of protein phosphorylation
Cellular component (GO): cytosol; nucleus
Molecular function (GO): protein kinase C binding; ribosome binding; translation regulator activity
Source: RefSeq, a predicted model, not a curated record